Messenger RNA from Elgaria multicarinata webbii, 1686 nucleotides. RefSeq names its product immunoglobulin superfamily member 1-like. The coding region runs from base 1 to 1686 and encodes 561 amino acids. NCBI's taxonomy places the organism in Eukaryota, Metazoa, Chordata, Lepidosauria, Squamata, Anguidae. The transcript is spliced from 7 exons. The record is from RefSeq and is a predicted model, not a curated record.
AUGAGGCUCAUGCCUCCGCCGGCGCUAAAAGCCCUGCGCCCCCAGUGGCCGCUCAGAGUCCCAGAGGAACCAGACUUUAAGUGGUUCUUCGGGGGGCGCGUCUUCGGCCGGAAAAAGUGCAAUCAGGGCAGGAUAUGGGUGACGUCCUUUGAGUCCUUCGUCUCCAUAGCAGACUAUACAGUGGCUAUCAUGGGAGUCUUUUAUCCCAAACUCACCAAACCUUCCAUCAAGACGAGACCCAAUGAGCAGAUACCUCUGGGAUCAAAUAUCUCCAUAGCAUGCCAGGGGGCAGAGGAUUUGGAGACUCUGACCUUCUUCCUGCUCAAAUCAGGGAGCCUGAUUGCAUCACGAACGGAAAUCUCAAAGAAAAAGACAACUGAGUUCCUCUUAUCUGGGGUGAGGCUGGAGGACGCAGGGAUCUACACCUGCAAAUAUCGCAAAGCAGAUCCUCAUCUCUGGUCUCAGGCAAGUGACCCAGUGGAGCUGGUUGUGACAGAUCCCAAACUCACCAAACCUUCCAUCAAGACGAGACCCAAUGAGCAGAUACCUCUGGGAUCAAAUAUCACCUUAGAAUGCCAGGGGGCAGAGGAUUUGGAGAGUCUGACCUUCUUCCUGCUCAAAUCAGGGAGCCUGAUUGCAUCACGAACGGAAAUCUCAAAGAAAAACACAACUGAGUUCCUCUUAUCCGGGGUGAGGCUGGAGGACGCAGGGAUCUACACCUGCAAAUAUCGCAAAGCAGAUCCUCAUCUCUGGUCUCAGGCAAGUGACCCAGUGGAGCUGGUUGUGACAGAUCCCAAACUCACCAAACCUUCCAUCAAGACGAGACCCAAUGAGCAGAUACCUCUGGGAUCAAAUAUCACCUUAGAAUGCCAGGGGGCAGAGGAUUUGGAGAGUCUGACCUUCUUCCUGCUCAAAUCAGGGAGCCUGAUUGCAUCACGAACGGAAAUCUCAAAGAAAAACACAACUGAGUUCCUCUUAUCCGGGGUGAGGCUGGAGGACGCAGGGAUCUACACCUGCAAAUAUCGCAAAGCAGAUCCUCAUCUCUGGUCUCAGGCAAGUGACCCAGUGGAGCUGGUUGUGACAGAUCCCAAACUCACCAAACCUUCCAUCAAGACGAGACCCAAUGAGCAGAUACCUCUGGGAUCAAAUAUCACCUUAGAAUGCCAGGGGGCAGAGGAUUUGGAGAGUCUGACCUUCUUCCUGCUCAAAUCAGGGAGCCUGAUUGCAUCACGAACGGAAAUCUCAAAGAAAAACACAACUGAGUUCCUCUUAUCCGGGGUGAGGCUGGAGGACGCAGGGAUCUACACCUGCAAAUAUCGCAAAGCAGAUCCUCAUCUCUGGUCUCAGGCAAGUGACCCAGUGGAGCUGGUUGUGACAGAUCCCAAACUCACCAAACCUUCCAUCAAGACGAGACCCAAUGAGCAGAUACCUCUGGGAUCAAAUAUCACCUUAGAAUGCCAGGGGGCAGAGGAUUUGGAGAGUCUGACCUUCUUCCUGCUCAAAUCAGGGAGCCUGAUUGCAUCACGAACGGAAAUCUCAAAGAAAAACACAACUGAGUUCCUUUUAUCCGGGGUGAGGCUGGAGGACGCAGGGAUCUACACCUGCAAAUACCGCAAAGCAAAUCCUCAUCUCUGGUCUCAGGCAAGUGACCCAGUGGAGCUGGUUGUGACAGCCCCUAGAACCUGA